This is a messenger RNA of Rhizophagus irregularis DAOM 181602=DAOM 197198, 532 nucleotides long. The record is from RefSeq and is a predicted model, not a curated record. Lineage: Eukaryota; Fungi; Glomeromycota; Glomeromycetes; Glomerales; Glomeraceae.
AUGUUGAAAGAAGAUAUUUUUAUUAACCAUUCUUUCAACAGUGAAUAUUUUCUCAAAUUAAGAAAGAAAAAAGAAGCUGCUUUUGAACAUGAAGAUAUUAAGGUAGCAGAACAGUCAUCCAGUGCUGAAAAAUUGUUGUAUAAGGUACUGAAACAAAUAACUGGGAGAGUUUUAUUAGAAUUCAAAGUGCUUAUUUGGGAACCAAGGAACGAGUUACAAAUAAAGGAAGAAAAGCAGUGCGGUAUUAGCAGUAAAGAUAAAAAAGCUAAGUCACAUAGUAAUCGCACUGAAGUGGGUGUUAAAAAUGUUGGCUGUAAGAUGUUAGAAAGUAAUUGGAAUAAAUGGAAUGAUUCAGCAUUCCAUCGAGGCGGUCAUUGAGCAAAUUUUAGGUAGAUCAUGACAGUCACCUUUGAAUUUGAGGUCACAUCAUGGUUUUUAACAAUGAUGUGAUCGUUUAGGUGACAGGUCGACUUGUUCUUUUUAAAAAGUAGUCUUGUUUCAUAAUGCUUAAUUCUUAUAUAUAUUUGUUUAU